This is a messenger RNA of Cygnus olor (mute swan), 1482 nucleotides long. It is a transcript of the gene LRP11, whose product is annotated as LDL receptor related protein 11. Bases 9 to 1421 code for a protein of 470 amino acids. NCBI's taxonomy places the organism in Eukaryota, Metazoa, Chordata, Aves, Anseriformes, Anatidae. The transcript is spliced from 7 exons. Gene Ontology annotation, molecular function: protein binding. The record is from RefSeq and is a predicted model, not a curated record.
CUGGGGCCAUGUCGGCGCUGGUGCUGGUGCUGCUGGCGGCGCUGGGCGGGCGGGCCGUGCUGCCGGGCGGGCGGUGCGCGGCGCCGCUGGCCGACCUGCGCUCGCAGAUCUCGGGCGUGGAGUCGCUGCUGGAGGAGUUCCGCCGGCAGCUGCAGCAGGAGGAGCCGGGCCCGCCGGCGGCGGCGGCGGCGGCAGGAGGCGGCGGCGAGCGGUGCGGCGGUAGCGGCGGCUUCUCCGCCAGGCCCGACUCCAUCAUCCGCACCAAGGACUCCAUCGCGGCCGGCGCCACCUUCCUGCGGGCCCCCGGCGGGGCGGCGGGCUGGCGGCAGUGCCUGGACGCCUGCUGCGCCGAGCCGCGCUGCACGCUGGCCGUGGUGCAGGCGCCCGGGCGGCCUCGGGCUGCGGCGGCGGCGGAUCUGGGCUGCUACCUCUUCAACUGCACCCACCGCGGCCGGCCCGUCUGCCGCUUCGCCCCGCACCGCGGCUACAGCACCUACAGCCGCCGGCCCGCCGCGCCGACGGAAGAAGAAUAUGAUGAGCCUCCCCUGUGCAAGGCAGGACAAGAUGUUGUGCUGCAGUCACCUGUCGACUGGGUGCUUUUGGAUGGCAGAGAAAGUUCAGAUGACCAUGGAAUUGUGCAGUAUGAAUGGACGUUGCUCCAAGGUGACUCAGCUGUUGAAAUGAAGGUACCACAGCCAGGAACGCUGAAGCUGUCUCACUUUCAGGAAGGCACAUACAUUUUCCAGCUAACCGUGACAGACACUGCUGGUCAGCGGAGCUCGGAUAACGUCUCUGUGACCGUUCUUCCUAUGGCUCAUUCUGCAGUAGCCUGUGUCGGGGUUUGCUCUCGCUACCAGUUUAUCUGUGAUGAUGGCUGCUGCAUCGACAUCACAUUUGCUUGCGAUGGAGUGAAACAGUGCCCUGAUGGCUCCGACGAAACUUUCUGCCAGAACCUCAGCCAAGGCCGGAAGACAGUGACUCACGCAGCCUUUGGCACUACCCAGCAAAGGACUGUAGGACUGACUGAACAUACAGAUGAAAACUCUGCAGAAAACACCCUGAAAGCCACUGUCAGAAAUCAGCCGCUCCUUCCACUGGAUGCAGACAUGUCUAACCAAUCGCUUUCUCAGGGACCAAAGAAACAAAACAGCGGAUUUGUGCCAGAUAACAGUUCCUCAGGGAAAAAAACAGAUGAUAAAAAUGGAAGUGGCAUAACUGUGCCAAAGAGAGAUCAGCUUGGAGGUGGUCACCCAGUCCCAGAAACAGGUGCUGUACUGCCUUUGGCCUUAGGCUUGGCCAUCACUGCUUUACUGCUGCUUAUGGUUGCUUGCAGACUGCGUUUAGUGAGACAGAAGCUUAAAAAAGCUCGACCCAUUACAUCUGAAGAGUCUGAUUACCUCAUCAACGGGAUGUAUCUCUGAAAAUCAGAUUUAGGUCUGUCGUUUUCUCCCCUGUCUCCUGUGUCCAUGUACCUCUGCCUCU